Messenger RNA from Aegilops tauschii subsp. strangulata, 2305 nucleotides. RefSeq lists its product as uncharacterized. Gene Ontology annotation, cellular component: cortical microtubule. Lineage: Eukaryota; Viridiplantae; Streptophyta; Magnoliopsida; Poales; Poaceae. The record is from RefSeq and is a predicted model, not a curated record. Gene Ontology annotation, biological process: protein localization to cortical microtubule cytoskeleton.
CCUCCCAAAUUCUCUCAAAGCAGGAGAGAUGAAUACUCAACAGACUCUGGCCUCUGCUUUUGCCCCUUCCUGUGGGCCACUUUGAUGCUUUCUUCUCUUUAGCCAUCUUCUUCCAUCCAUGCAACAAGGAAUCAAAUCCUUCCUUUUUUAUUUCCUCGCACCACCAUUCCUUUUCCGUUUCCAUUGACCAAGAUUGGGCAUAAAUGCCCCAUGGGGCCUCCUCAAGGUCGCUGCUUCGGCGCCCCCUGGGCAUGGCGAAUUGGAGAGCAGAGCAUGCCUUACAUACGGCGCUCGCUUGACGCCAUGGACGACCAGGAGGGAGGCUGGAAUGGAGGUGCUGGCCUCUUAUUCUCCCUCCGAUUUGAUCCCAUGAGGGCGGGCUUCGAUCCUACUCUGGCCAGCUUCCCUGUUUCCGCGCUGAUUAGCCGCCUUCUUGGAUGGGGCAAGAACAGUGGCCAAGGGAGGCCGCAGGGGGCCGUGAUGGUCGCCGCCGCCGUUGCCCUUUACGUGGCUGCGCUCUGUGCUUCAGAUCAGCAGCCUCGCCGGCGACGCCUGGCUGCUUCUGCUGCAGCUAGGCCAACUUCUGCAACCAGACCUCGUGCUCUGCCUGCGCCGGACGAUGGCCUCAGAAUUCUGUCAUCGAAUGAUGAAUAUCUGGAGAACGUGAUCCACAGCGUGUCGAUCGGUGCCGGGGACGAUGAGCCGAUUCUGGUGGCAAGAGUUCAGACCAUGCCACCCGACAUGGCUGGAGCAACCUCUGCAUGGGAAACGGAGCGCGAUAGGCUGGAGAAAGAGGAGGUCGAGCGAUUCAAGCAGCUGUGGCUGUCGCUCGUGGAGCGGGAGCAGAGGCUGGAGCUCCGGCUGAUGGACCUGGACGGCCUUAUAGAGCAGGAGGCCACCGUGAAAGAGCUCGAGAACCGCGUCGGCCUCGCCGCCGUGGAGGCGCGGCUCCUGGAGCUCAAGGCCUUGUCGCUGCGUGAGGAGAACGAGACGCUCAAGGCCCAGGCGGCGGAGCUGGAGGCCGUCCGGGCCCAGCUGGGUCGCGCCAAGGAGAAGCUGCGGGCGCUCAAGGAGCGGGUGCAGGUGGAGCGGGAGGAGUUUCAGAGCGAGGCGGCGGCGCUCCGGGACAAGGUAAUGGAGCUGGAAAAGACCGGCGAGAAGAGGGAGAGGGUGCUGGCGGCGGAGGCGGCGGAGCUACGGAGGGCCAAGGCCGCGCUGGAGGAGGAGAACAGGGAGCUUGCUCGGAGGUUGCAGGAUGCGGAGCAGGUUUCCACCGCUGUUAGUCUGGUUCAUGAGGACGACAUGGUUGAUGAGGCAAGCUACCUGAGGGAGGCGAACGAUCGGCUGACGAGGCAGAUCGAGCAGCUACACAGCGACCACUGCGCGCACGUCGAGGAGCUCGUCUACCUCAAGUGGGUCAACGCCUGCCUCCGCCACGACCUCCGUGGCGGCGACCACCACCCCUCGUCCGCCGAGCAAGAUCAGGACGGGGCUGGCAGCGCCAUGCCGUCGGCCAUGGACCUGAGCAAGAGCAUGAGCUACCGCUCCAGCGAGAAGGCCAAGGAGCUCAUGCUCCAGUAUGGCAGCCUCGGCCUCGACGGCUACGACCCCGCGCUCUUCUCGCCGCUCAACGAGUCGACAUACGGCGACGGCGAAAGUCACCAGCGGCGCGUUGGAGAUCACGACGAGCCAGGGCGGAGCCCGGUCGUGCCGUCGCCGGCCGCGGCCGCGCCCGAGAAUCGGGCCGGGCAUGGCAAGCUCAAGUUUCUGAGGAAUAUCAAGAAGCUGCUGGCGAGCAGCAGAAGGAGCCACGGCCACGACCGCAAGAGCAAGAAGGCCGCGCCGGACCACGAGCAUCUGGAGAAGGCGAUGCGGUGGCUGUCCUCCGGCAGCCACGACGCGCUCGGCGCAGACAGCUCGUACGAGAGCACGCCGCUGUCGUCGUGCGACCGGACGCCGCUGAGCAGCGUGACGACCGUGGACUUGCACGCCCGUGCGCGCGCCGGGGAGGCGCCCCCCGCGUCGAGGCUGGAGGCGGAGACUAAGCUGGCGAGGUCCAAGAGCGACAAUGGCGCGUCCUUCGGGCGGGAGGCGACCAGGUACCACGCUCUCCGGCCGGACCGCCCGGCCGGUCGCGGGACAGACGGAUUCCACUCGCCGGAGAAGAUUAGAAGGUACUCAGACGAGUUGACAAGCUCCUGAUCAGUAUGUUGGUGCAUGGGACGCUCUCCUGCAGGAUGAUGCUUUUGCACAAUAAACUCACUAACAGCAACCGGUCUGUAAGACGAAAUGCCAAUUUUCUCCA